AUGUCGCAAGGCUGCUCCAAUAUUAAUAAUAAAUCCGUAUCGCCAAUUACAAUUAUAAACAAGCAACAGGUAAUCAAGCAAAAAAAAAAAGAGGCCUCAACGCAAUCAAACAAAAGAUCCCUACCUAUAUCACCAACGACACCAACAAUGCCGCCCACUGAAAUCACCAAAAAAAAACAAAAGCUAUUUGCCUCUCCUGAUCGCUAUAGCGCUCUCUCCAACACUGUUGAAUCUGAUGAUAAUGACGUCCCACCUGAGUCUCUUAGCCAGGAGCCAUCUGAUACCUCCAUAUAUGCAUCAACGAAAGUGCCAUUGCCGCCACCCAUUUUUAUCAAAGGCGUAUUAAAUUACUCAGCCGUACUCUCCGAACUUACAGAACUAACCGGACCAACCAGCUUCGUAUGUUAA
This is a messenger RNA of Macrosiphum euphorbiae (potato aphid), 408 nucleotides long. NCBI's taxonomy places the organism in Eukaryota, Metazoa, Arthropoda, Insecta, Hemiptera, Aphididae. The record is from the annotation of a GenBank genome assembly.